AUGGCUGACAAAUCCCAAAAGCUCCAUGCAAUUUUCAUUCCCUACCCUCUUCAAGGCCAUGUUAAUCCUUCUGUUCAGCUCGCCCUCAAGCUUGCAUCUCAAGGUUUCACCAUCACCUUCAUUAACACAGAGUCUGUCCACAACCAAGCCUCCAAGGCUCACUCCAAAAAUGGAACCGAUAUUUUUGCCAAAGUCCGUGAUUCCGGCUUAGACAUUCGUUACAUGACCGUCUCUGACGGCUUGCCGGUGGGGUUCGACCGCUCCCUUAACCAUGAUCAGUUUAUGGCCGCCUUGUUACAUGUUUUCUCCGCCCAUGCUGAAGAUGUGGUGAACCAAAUUAUACAAUCUGGACAGAAGGUUCAUUGUUUGAUUGCUGAUACCUACUUCGUUUGGCCAUCGAAAGUUGCAAAGAAAUUCGGAAUGCUUUAUAUUUCAUUUUGGACAGAAACGGCUUUGGUCUUCACUUUGUAUUAUCAUUUGGAUCUUCUUAAACGUAAUGGUCAUUUUGCAUGCACAGAUUGUCGAGAAGAUGCCAUCACUUACAUUCCUGGUGUUAAAUCAAUCGAACUGAAGGAUACAACUUCCUAUCUUCAAGAAACUUGUAGUACAACAGUGUGUCAUCAAAUUAUAUCCAAUGCGUUUGAGGACACUAAAAAUGCAGAUUUUGUUCUAUGUAACACUGCGCAAGAGUUGGAAACUGAGACCAUAUCAGCCCUGCGGAAAAAAAUGUCAUGGUUUGCUGUUGGACCCAUUUUCUCAUCUGGGUUCACCGAUAGGAUUGUGUCCACCAGCAUGUGGUCGGAGUCUGAUUGCAGCCCUUGGCUCGGUAAAAAGCGAAAUGACUCGGUUCUAUACGUAUCUUUUGGUAGCUAUGCCCAUCUCACAAAGAAGGAGCUCGAAGAGAUAGCUCAAGGGCUUUCGCUAAGCAAAGUGAGUUUCAUUUGGGUGCUUCGCCCGGACAUUGUUAGCACUGAAGUUCCCAAUCCUCUACCGGAUGGAUUCCGGGAAGAAGUCGCCGGGCAAGGGAUGAUUGUACCCUGGUGUUGUCAGAAGGAGGUGUUGGCCCACCCUGCCAUCGGAGGGUUCUUGACACAUUGUGGGUGGAAUUCCGUUUUGGAAAGCAUGUGGUGUGAAGUUCCAAUGUUGUGUUACCCCUUGUACACUGAUCAAUUCACUAAUCGUAAAUUAGUGGUUGAUGAUUGGAAGAUUGGGAUUAACUUGAGUAAUCAGAAGAUUGUGACAAAAGAGGAAGUUUCAAAAAAUGUAAACCAUCUUAUGGGUGAAAAAUCUGGUGAGGCAUACAGAAAUUCAGUCAAGGAGGUGAAGAGAACCAUGGAAAAUGGAUUAAAGCCUGGUGGGUCAUCAGCCAACAAUAUGGAUCAAUUCAUCAAGGAUCUUAAAGCCAAAAUACAGAAUAUAAAAUAGUACAAGAUCACUUUUGAAAGACUACAUGUAUCUUCUGUAUCCUAGUUCUUUGUAUGAAUAGACAGUUAUAAAUUGAAUGCAUAGUUAAAUUAAAAAAUUAUAACAUGACAGUAUUCAAACCAAAGAUUGAACUCAUUUUCAUAAAUGAGAUUUUUUAGACAUUCGAAUUCGAAACUAGCUCUCUUUUGAAACCGAUUUCAAACUAGAUCUUGUUUGGACUCGACCUGAAUCGAAUCCAACUCUAGAUGGAAGCUCAUAUGGUAAAAAAAUUGUAUAUUUGAUUGCUGAGAUAUUGAUGUUGAUA
Molecule: messenger RNA, 1729 nt
Organism: Mangifera indica (mango)
Lineage: Eukaryota; Viridiplantae; Streptophyta; Magnoliopsida; Sapindales; Anacardiaceae
Product: UDP-glycosyltransferase 86A2-like
Exons: 2
Coding region: 1-1425 (474 amino acids)
Molecular function (GO): UDP-glycosyltransferase activity
Source: RefSeq, a predicted model, not a curated record